Messenger RNA from Apus apus (common swift), 5514 nucleotides. RefSeq names its product solute carrier family 45 member 3 (gene SLC45A3). NCBI's taxonomy places the organism in Eukaryota, Metazoa, Chordata, Aves, Apodiformes, Apodidae. Gene Ontology annotation, molecular function: sucrose:proton symporter activity. The coding region runs from base 442 to 2169 and encodes 575 amino acids. Gene Ontology annotation, cellular component: membrane. The record is from RefSeq and is a predicted model, not a curated record. Gene Ontology annotation, biological process: transmembrane transport. The transcript is spliced from 5 exons.
GGCACCCAGCGAGCCGGGGUGUGCUCAGCACCUCGCGCCGCAGGAGUGGUUUGGUGCUAAUAACACCCGGCGUAGGGAGGGCCCUGAAACCAAACCCGUGUGUGUACCUGCAUCUCGUUCCACCUCUGCUGCCUACAAACUCUUCCAGAAGCUUUUUCCUGCGUGCGGGGUGCCCGGGCUGGCUGCAGGAGCUGGAGGAGCAUGUGAGCAGAAGGAGAAGCCUGGAGUGGGAUCCCUGCCUGCCCACCCCCGGACUCAACAUUGCUGGGGCCACAUCUUGCAAUGAGAGGAAGAGGAAAAGAUGGUUAAUUCACCAUUGCUAAAAAUGGGAGGCAGCAUCUGUCCAGCAGACCAGGAAGGGAAGCUCCAGACCUUGCUUGUGGGGCAUCCCUGGGAGUGCUGCAGCCGGAGUGACACAGCCCUGUGUCAGUGAGGGGCAGCAUGGCACAGAGGGCCUGGGCCACCAUGCUCUUCCACAGCCACAGGACCCAGCUCCUGCUGGUCAACUCCCUGACGUUUGGCCUGGAGGUCUGCCUGGCUGCAGGGAUCACCUACGUGCCUCCGCUGCUGCUGGAAGUGGGUGUGGAGGAGAAGUUCAUGACCAUGGUUUUAGGGAUAGGACCUGUCCUUGGCUUGGUUUUUGUCCCACUGAUCGGAUCUGCUAGUGACCACUGGCACAGCAGCUAUGGCCGGAGAAGACCUUUCAUCUGGAUGCUGUGCCUGGGUGUCCUGCUGAGCCUCUUUGUGAUCCCACACGCCAGCAGCCUGGCCAGCCUGUUUGCCCUCAACACCCGCCCGCUGGAGAUCACCUUCCUCAUCCUGGGCAUCGGGUUGCUGGAUUUCUGUGGCCAGGUCUGCUUCACUCCACUGGAGGCCCUGCUCUCAGACCUCUUCCAGGAGCCAGACAACUGCCGCCAGGCCUUCUCUGUGUAUGCCUUCAUGAUCAGCUUGGGGGGCUGCAUUGGCUACCUCCUCCCAGCCAUUGACUGGGGUGGCAGCUUCCUGGCCCCCUACCUGGGAGGGCAGGAGACCUGCCUCUUCAGCCUCCUCGCUGUCAUCUUCCUCGGCUGUGUGCUGGCCACGCUCUUUGUGACAGAGGAGGCAGCCACCCAGGCAGAUGUUCUGGAUGGCCCAGUGCUGAAGGACACUCCCCCGAAGCCCUCACCUCCUGCCUGCUGCCUUUGCCAGCUUUCCAGGAGCUCGUGUCUCCUGCAGGCCAGGCACAUGGUGCAGGCCCUGAGGAACCUCUGCACGCUGGUGCCGCGGCUCCACAGCCUCUACUGCCGCAUCCCCAAGGUCAUCCGGCGCCUGUUCGUGGCCGAGCUCUGCAGCUGGAUGGCACUCAUGACUUUCAUGCUGUUCUACACAGACUUUGUUGGGGAAGGGCUGUACCAUGGUGUCCCCAGGGCCAAGCCAGGCACGGAUGCCAGACGUCACUACGAUGAAGGUGUCCGGAUGGGCAGCUUGGGCCUCUUCCUGCAGUGUGUCACUUCCAUCUUCUUCUCGACAAUCAUGGACCGGAUGGUGAAGCAGUUUGGGACACGGGUGGUCUACCUGGCCAGCGUGGUGUUCUUCCCCGUGGCUGCCUUUGUCAUGUGCCUUUCCCACAGUGUCAUCGUUGUCACCAUCUCAGCUGCUCUGACGGGCUUCACCUUCUCUGCACUCCAGAUCCUGCCCUACACGCUGGCAUCUCUGUACCACCAUGAAAAGCAGGUGUUUUUGCAUAAGUACAAGAGCAAAGAGGAGGAAGACGCGGCUCGAUUGGACAAGAAAUCAGCCUUCUCCAAAGGCCUCCUUUCCAGCCAGAAGCUGCCUUACCAGAACGGACAUGCCGGGAUCCUCUUCUCCUCUUCCUCCUCUUCCUCCUCUCCUGCAGCUGCCAGCUCAGCUCUGUGUGUCAGCUCCUCCUGCGACGUCUCCCUCAUGAUGAUGGUGGGAGAACCGGACUCGGUGCCUCCUGGCCGAGGGAUCUGCCUGGACCUGGCUAUUUUGGACAGUGCUUUCCUCCUCUCUCAGGUUGUCCCCUCCCUCUUCAUGGGGUCCAUCGUCCAGUUUACGCAGUCGGUGACUGCCUACAUGGUGUCAGCUGCUGGCUUUGGCCUGGUGGCCAUUUACUUUGCAACCAAAGUUGUCUUUGAUAAGAGUGACAUGGCGAAGUAUUCCGUGUGAUGUGGAAGGCACGAGGGCAGCACACGGGUGCCUGCACGUGGUGAAAUGAGAUGUGUGUGUGUUCACACAGCCACUUGUGGGGAGCCUCGUGUGGCACCUGCUCUCCCCACGCUGUUGCUGUAGCCCUAGGGGGUAGUUCUGGGGCUGGGGGCAGGAGAGGUGCAACAGGGCUAAUCUCAGGUGUAAAUAUGAGGCAUCGGGGCAUUGUGCUUCAGGCCAUCAGUGCUUUCCAAAGCUGCCUUUGUCUAAAGAAAGCACUGCACAGCCAGCACCAAAGGGAGUUAGGGCAGAGAAAGGAAAUGGACUUUUCCUUUAAUAACGGGUCAUGUUUCUGUGUAAUUCUACCUAAACUGAGGAGAGGCAGUGGUUUGGGGAAGGGAGGAAGAAAUAAUAUGCUCUCCUGUUCUCCAGUUAGAGUUUCAUCUUCCCCUGCUGCUUUUACUCAACUGCUAGAGCAAUACUUCUGCAAAUGGGACACUGGGAGAUUCCCUUGGAAAAAGAAAGAGAUGAGUAGCUAAGGUUUGGCCAUGGGGCAAAAGGGGGUGCCCGUGUGUGCACACACACUUCUGUUCUUCCCCACCUCUGUUCUGACCUGGAGAAACCACUUAGGAGAAAAGUUACAAUGUCUUGUUUUGCAAAAACAAGUAAUGUUUCGUUAGGACCAAUUCCAAAAGGUGACUUACCUUUUACCUAUGCACCAAGUUGCAUCAGGUGGAAAGGACUUAUUAACUUUCUUUAAUUUAUUUAAUGAUUGUUUUUAGCUUUCUUCACACAGUUCUCAGUGAGUCUGACCUCUCAGCCCUCGGCUCUCUGGGCUGCUGCCUCUUCCCUAACACAUCUAGGUAUUUUGUCUUUUCCACAGCUGGCCCCUAAAAGGUGCUGUACGCCAACAAGGAGUCAAGGUCCUGGCCCUCAGUCAGCACUUAGACUGGGGAAUGACCCAAACUCUGCCUCUAAAUUGUAGAGGAGGCAUGAACUGAGUGCUGGGAGGCCAGGCUGGGAGUGUGCACAAGAGGCUCACCAGUCCUUAGCUGGUCUAAACAAAGCGUUUGUGAGUAAUUUUCUGUGGAGGUGUGUGGGCAGUGAGAUGCACUGCUGAGGUUCUGCUGAAGGGCAGAAUGUUGCUAUUUUUGCAAGGUCUUGUCAGACUAUUCCUUGGCAUGGAAGCAAGGUUACUCCCCUGCUGUCUGCAGACGGGUCCUGAGAGAAUUUCUCCUAAGCUUUUUAAACAUUUCUUUCCCGUAAAGGGUAACUGUUGUUGUUUUAUUUCUUCUCCAAUUAUAUGCCUACCAGCCUCCAUUUCCCACAACAAGCUUUGUGUGCUGAAAUGCAGCUGUUUUGGGGAUGGAUUUGGCAGCUGCUUAACCACUUCCAUAAACAGCUUUUUGUCUGUACUUCCUACCCUGCUCUCUGUCCACUUCAGGCUUCAGCAGGAAGUGUUUGAGGCAAAACGUUCUUGCCAAAGUUGGUGUGUUUCUUGGAUAAACGCUUCUAGUGAUCAGUUACCUCUGACCCAAGAUUUUUCAAGCACAUUCCUACUUGAGUGCUAAAGAAUCCUUUAUUUUUCCUAGUGUAAAAGUGCUUUUGAUAAUUGAGCCAUUUGUUUAAGUGCCUAGAGAGGGCAUCCACACCAAACUUCAGGCGUAUGGGUUGGAUGAGAAAGGCCUGGAAUGCCUUGAGUGAUCCUUGAGAAAGCAGUAAGCUUGAGGGGGAGGCAGCCUUGUUUUAUAAUGUCCUUUGGUUUGGAAUGUGAAAGAAAAAGAUGCUGCAGUUCUUGAUUCAUAACUUGUAUGUGUCCCUCAAGAGGAAAAGGCUAAAUCCUGCUAGGCUCCCUGAGUGACCUGCUCUCCAUCUGCUGUGGUGGCUUUGGGGCAGUGAUAUCCUGUCUGUAGCUGGUGGACCUGAGUGGGUUUGGGCUCACGGGUUGUGCAGCAGCUGAGCUGGAGGGCUUGGGAUCAGUCAGUGCAGGUUGGGUCUCAGACCUGUUCUCCCAUCCCCUUCGUUGUCCUGGGUCAUGGGCUUGGCACCCAGGUCUCCUUGGUGAGUUUGGUGUCUGCAUCCAGAGGUCUGAUCUCACUGCCCCUAGGAGAGGGCAGGCUGGGUUUGUCCAGUUUCCUCUUAAUUCAGAUGUGCUCUGUGGGAGGUGCUUGCUCUUCAUUUAUGUUCAAAAAAGACCUCCGAGUGACUGGACUUGUGACUCUGCAGCAGCUGCUCUUGCUCUUUGCUGCUGAUCCUAGAUGGGUGCCUGACAUCUGGCUUUGGCCUGACCUGUGGCUGGAUUGGUAACAGAGCUUAUGCUCCACUUCAGCUGGAGAGACAAUCCAGCCUGAACCAGGAACUCCUUAUCCACUUGUCCUCUGGCUGUGCUGCUUUUUUGUUCAGCCAUUUCAGCAAGUAUGAGAAGAUCUACUUGAUUUCUCUCCUUCCUCUGCACCCUUCUUCCCAUGUCUCCCAUCUGGAGUGAAAGCCAGUGAACUCAGGAAUUGCUCCUUUCCUUCUUACCCUCUUGUUCCAUCGGGAGAAAUCUGCUGGGCCAUGUGCCAGCUCCCAACAGAGUGGGCAGAUGGGUACAGGAAGGAGAGUUUGCCAAGACCCAACUGUCUUCACUAAACCUGUCCCCGUGGGAGUUCGGCCCCAAACAGAUGUGGCUGAUGGCCCUGAGAGUGGGGCUGUGUGCAGGAGAGGAGGGGUGCAGGAGUGGGUGGGUGGUGGGCAGCUGGAGGACAAGGAGCAGCUUUCUGUGUGGAGGACAAAAAGGCAGCAGUUUUGGGGAACAGGGAGAGGGAGCAGGAGGGAGAGGGGGUUGAGGGUUUGCAGUGAUGUGAGGGGCUGGAGCUGGGCUGGUGGGACCGUGCCCCUUGCUGUGGCCUUGCCCUGUCUAUAGACCACUUCAGAACCCUUCCUGCUCAGGUGGAGGUGGGCACACCCCUCCCACGCUGCUACAGAUCCAACCUGUGUGGAACCUCCCCAGGACUCGAUGGCUGCACCACGUGCAGGUCUCAGUACCAGCUCUCCCAAGGGUGACCAUGGGUGAUCUCUUCCAGGUGCCCUCCUGCUUUCUUCUCACGGGUGAAUCACACCGUGCCUGUCCUUUCCUUUCGUGCGCUGGGGCUUUGGGAGCUGAGGGGGGGAGAAGGGAGAAGGUGGUUCUGGUACCAGGCUGGUGUGAACCUCCAGGUUCAAGGAAGGAUGUGUGGAUGCUUGUGUUUCUUCGGAUACCGUGUGCUGUCUGCGAGAUGUUCGUGGUCUAUUUAUUCGCUAGAGUAAAUAUUUUGUAUACGAUUUCAGAGGAAGGCUAUUCUAAAUUUAUAUGGGCGAGGAAGAAAUAAAAGGUGUUUGAGCGGG